GUGAAAUUUACUGCUGAUUAUAAUAGUGAGCAUUUGGCAUUAUUUGAAUGGUUUGAUUGUUGGGUGUUAAUGUACGUGAAACAGAAGUGCAAAUCUUCGCAAUGGAAGAGUAGAAGAAUCCAGGUAGCAGCUAUAGAACGUUGAAGAAGCAGCCUUCUAUGGAAACAAAAGCAAGGGUAUAAAAGGAUCUUGGGUCAGAUGUCACCGGUUUCAUGCUGGUAAGGCCAUCCAUAGUCUGUUCAUCACCUUUUUGAAUUUUUUACUCAAGUUAAAAAACAAGGAGUUUACAAUAAUGUAAUUGCAAAUCAACAUUGGAAAAAAAUCUAUGAUGAACUGGGAGGUCAUCAAGGAAGUACUAGUGCAGCUACAUACACAAUGCAUCAUUAUGACAGCGUUAAUGUUACUUUUAAUUUGGUAAUGAAACUUAAUGUAGUUCAGAUAUGUAAUUUUUCUAAUUCUUAUUAUGACAACUUACAUACUUUAUUAAUCAUGACUUUUGACACUAACCAUUUUUAUAUGCACCAUACUAUUCAUCACUUACCAUUUGUAGAUGACUAUCCCAACAAUUAUUUUUUUAUCUCAUUUUCUUCCCUCUGUUUGAUUUAUGUAGCUUUGACUGUAGAUUCUGAAGAUGUAGUUGAUAUUCUAAAUUCAUGUUCAAAGAAGUUGUACAGAGAUCAAAAGUCAUUGUUGUUAUUAGAAUAUAUUCAUUAUUGUUAUGAAAUGGGCAAUUUUUUACCUACUUCAAUGAACUUUAGACCUUAUGCUUUAAAGGAAAUAAUGGCAAAGUAA
This is a messenger RNA of Gryllus bimaculatus (two-spotted cricket), 792 nucleotides long. The record is from the annotation of a GenBank genome assembly. Lineage: Eukaryota; Metazoa; Arthropoda; Insecta; Orthoptera; Gryllidae.